Molecule: messenger RNA, 2724 nt
Organism: Sinocyclocheilus rhinocerous
Lineage: Eukaryota; Metazoa; Chordata; Actinopteri; Cypriniformes; Cyprinidae
Product: origin recognition complex subunit 1-like
Exons: 17
Coding region: 232-2604 (790 amino acids)
Biological process (GO): DNA replication initiation; mitotic DNA replication checkpoint signaling
Cellular component (GO): nuclear origin of replication recognition complex
Molecular function (GO): ATP hydrolysis activity; chromatin binding; DNA replication origin binding
Source: RefSeq, a predicted model, not a curated record
AUCAAAAGCUCUUCUUACGUCAUCUGCGCGCGAAAGAGACGUGUGUUUUGUAUGAUUGUGCUCUCUGUCUACUGUGGUGUAAGAUGCGUUCAACUUCAUAUAUACGCUGAUUUAAAUUUCUGUGUGUCUAAGUUUGGCGGAGACGGAAUAUUGUUGCUUAUUCAUUUGUUUGAUAAGGAGAUUUGAAACCGUUUCAGAAAUUACCGGCUGACCUUGUAUCAGACCUGCGCCAUGAGCCGCUACAUCACAAGACUGAGAAUGAGAAGAGCCUACAAAUGGAAUGGGAGACCAGUCAGUAAAGACAGGAAGCUGAAAAGGCAAUACUACGAAUCCAUGUCCAUUUCUGUGGAGGGAAAGACAGAAGAUGUAACUGUGUCUUUAGGCCAGUACAUUUUGAUUGAAGGUGAUGAUGAUGACAAUCCCUUUGUGGCACAACUUCUCAAACUGUACACUGAUGAUUCAGGAAAGAAGAAGACUGCAGUAGUGCAGUGGUUUGUGCGGAUGUGUGAAGUACCUCAGAACAAACGCAAGCUCUUGGGCAGAGAUCCCCAUCCACAAGAGAUAUUUUUCUACCAGGACCGCUCUUGUGAUAAUGAGGUGGAUGGAGAGACCAUUCUCGGAGCAGUACAGAUUGAGUAUGUCCCAGUUGAGGAUCCUUUUCCAAAGGGCAAGAGCAAAGGUAUACUAUUUGUCAAACUCUUGUGGGAUACCAAAUCCUUCAGAGCAUUGAAUCCUGAGCUUAUGCAGCCCCCUCAGAGCUCUAAAUCUCCCCCACCAUCUUCACAUGGAACUCAGACUCGUGCUCUUCCAACCCCAGACCUCUCGGUAAUGAAACGGGCCAUGUCAGGCAUUCUCACCCGCGGCAGCAUGAGCACCGGCAAAAUGAGCUCCAGUGAGGCGGAGUCUCUCCACUCUGCCUCCAAACUUUCUGCAGCUAAAGCUCUUAGUGCUAAGAGGAGAAGCCGAGCCGUCUCUGGGCCACAUGUUCGCAAGAAGCUGGACUUGUGCAGUCCAAGUAAAAACAUGACCCGAGAUGAUGUUCUGGGAGAGAUUCUUGAUGAACACACAGAGAAAACGCUGACGUCUAAAUUGAACACGUCUCCAACGGGUCGCAUCUCCAUUUCUAUUAGAUUGACUCGACUUAAUCUUAAUGAGGAGGAGUGUGUCUCCCCUCUGUCCUCACACAGCCCUGAUAAACCCAGACUGACUGCAUAUGACAAAGACGAUGCAACCAGUGUCUUUCUUGGGGUGCAGCCUAUUGGGGAUGAUGAUCCAGAGCCACUAAUUAGCACAGGCAGAACUCCCCGGAAGAGAGAGGCAACCCCUAGGAGUGCAGGUCUAAGAGGCCUGAAGGCAAGAACUCCAUCCAGGAGGAAAGAUGCACUCCGAGAACCAGCACUGGCUGCUUUAGCUGAAGAGGAGCAUGAAUAUUCACCGGUCCAGACUGCUGCCACUCCUUGCUCUAAGAGGAAAUCUGCCCAACUUGAGUCCUCACGCAUCAGAAAGCAGCUAAAUUUAUUAGGCAACACGGUUGACCUGCAGUCAGAUGGUGAGGAUGGUGAUGAUGAUGACUGCUUCGUACCUGCUAAAAUUGACCUUCAAAGUAGCAGCGAUGAGGAAGAGGAGGCAAAGAUCGACAGCGAAGAUGAGCUUAUAGUAAAGAAGCGCAGAGGAUCCGGAACAUCCCGGUCUACUGAGAAAACCAGAGUCUCUGCUAGGACCCCACGUAAAACCCCCAGCAAAAAGACAGCUCCAGCCACCCCACGUACACCACGUCAUGCCACUCCCAGCAUACCCAGCAGGAGUGCGCCAGCCAAGAAGCCAGGGAAUGUUCUGGAAGAAGCACGGUUACAAGAGACAACUGUGCUUCUAGUAGACGAGCUUGACCUUUUGUGGACCCGUAAACAGAAUGUGAUGUAUAACUUGUUUGAUUGGCCAACAAGGCGCAACGCUCGUCUGGUGGUCCUUACCAUUGCAAAUACUAUGGAUUUACCUGAGAGGAUCAUGAUUAACCGUGUUGCUAGUCGACUGGGACUGACAAGAAUGUCCUUCCAGCCAUAUACAUUUAAACAGCUACAACAGAUCAUCACAUCAAGACUGAACAGAGUGAAGGCUUUUGAAGAAGAUGCUCUCCAGUUAGUCUCAAGAAAGGUGGCAGCGCUUUCAGGUGAUGCACGACGUUGCCUUGAUAUCUGCAGACGGGCCACAGAGAUUUGUGAGCACUCUGGAAGUCAGAAGAACAGCAGUGGAUUGGUGGGGAUGAGUCAUGUGAUGGAGGCUUUGGAUGAGAUGUUCUCCUCUUCCUACAUUGCAGCUAUCAGAUGUGCUUCUGUUCAGGAGCAGCUUUUCCUGAGGGCUGUUAUUGCAGAGUUUCGUCGACUGGGUCUGGAAGAGGCCACUUUCCAACAGGUGUUUGUUCAGCACCAGGCUCUGUGUCGUGUUGAGGGUUUGCAGCCGGUGAAUGUGUCUGAAGGACUGACCGUCUGUCAAAGGCUGGGUUCUUGUCGCCUGCUUCUCCUUGAGGGAAGCCGCUUGGACCUGUUUCUCCGUAUCCGACUCAAUGUAAGUCAGGACGAUGUGCUUUUUGCUUUGAAGGCUGACUAAAACUCAGACCUACCAUGUCACAUGCUCCAACUGGCAACCUGUGUGGAUCCCCACUGGGUUUGUCCACUUUUUGGAAAAAAAAUUUCAAAUCUUACCUGUAGCUUCACAGCUAAAUUCGUA